AUGACGGUCAAGAAGGACAACAUGCGGCUCAUGACCAACGAACUGGCCUGGUGCGAUGACUGCGGCGUGGAAACCCGCGAGACCCGCGACAUCGCGGAGCGCGAGGAAACCGUCACGGCUGAACAGGCCAGCUACCCCGGCAAUCCCGCGGUGGCCGACGUGUCCUCCGCCGAGUUUCGCCGCCGUCGCAGCGCGGGCAUCAGCGUCUAG
Geodia barretti is the source of this 210-nucleotide messenger RNA. Lineage: Eukaryota; Metazoa; Porifera; Demospongiae; Tetractinellida; Geodiidae. The record is from the annotation of a GenBank genome assembly.